Messenger RNA from Sabethes cyaneus, 644 nucleotides. It is a transcript of the gene ND-B16.6, whose product is annotated as NADH dehydrogenase [ubiquinone] 1 alpha subcomplex subunit 13. The transcript is spliced from 3 exons. NCBI's taxonomy places the organism in Eukaryota, Metazoa, Arthropoda, Insecta, Diptera, Culicidae. Bases 63 to 518 code for a protein of 151 amino acids. The record is from RefSeq and is a predicted model, not a curated record.
CAAAGUCAAUCAUCAUUCGUGAUUUUCCUGCUGGAUUCGAGUACAAAAUCAGGAGGUAAAAAAUGAGUUCCACACCAGCUAGGCUUCAGGAAAUGCCACCGAAAGGUGGCUAUCAAAAAAUUCCGUUCGCUCGUGUUCCAGCAAAAAAAUACUUCAAAGGAUGGCAAUUGAUUGCUGCAUAUGCGGGCUUUACUACCGUCGGUUUAUGCGGCUACUAUCUGAAUUGCAAAGAAAAUCUUCGUAACGAAGUAGAGAUGCGGUCGGCUCGUAACGUUAUCUAUGCCAUGCUGCUUGCCGAAAGAGAUCGUGAAUUUUUGAAACAGGUACGACGAAACCGUGACGAGGAGGCUGAACUGAUGAAGAACGUCAAGGGCUGGGAGGUUGGAACUUGGUACGGGGAACCGAUCUUCAAAACUAUCCCGAAGGACAAAUUUAUCGAUCCUACCUUCCAAGAGUUUUACGUUCACACAGAAUAUAGGGAAAUGGCUAAGCGCAAAAAUCUCAAACUGCUUAGCUAAACAGUGAAACAACCAGACCAGGUGGAUUCAAUGAAAAAUUGAGUUAAAUUGCUGCUUCAAUUAAUUGUACGUUGGUCACGAAAUGCAUUGAUCAAUAAACAGGUUGUUCAUUUAGUCAUUUUAAUC